AAUUGAAUAACAGGUUAGAUGUGUUUGUAUUGGUUUGAUGUCAUUGAAUAGGCGUUCAAUAGAUGUGACGAGUCUUACAAUAAUAAUUUCAAACAUUCAACCAAACCCCGAAGAAGAAAAGAUACUGUUAGAGCCGUAUAACUAUUUGCUUCAAUGUAGCGGAAAACAGGUGCGAACCAAACUGAUCCAAGCAUUCAAUCACUGGUUUAAUAUACCAUCGGAUCAGUUGGUGAUAAUUAGUGAUAUCGUUGAAAUGCUACACAACGCUAGUCUUCUGAUUGACGAUAUUGAAGAUAAUUCAUUACUUCGCAGAGGAAUACCAGUGGCGCACAAUAUCUUUGGCAUCCCAUCGACAAUCAAUUCAGCCAAUUAUGUAUAUUUUCUUAGUCUAGAAAAAACUAUUAAAGAGUUGCCCAACGAAUUAGUUCCUAAAGCUGUUCUCAUAUUUACAGAACAGCUCUUAGAGCUUCAUAGAGGACAGGGAAUGGAUAUUCAUUAUAGGGAUUCAUAUAAGUGUCCGAAAGAGGAUGAAUAUAUUGAUAUGAUUAGGAAGAAAACCGGUGGUCUCUUUGGUUUAGGCGUCAAACUAAUGCAACUCUUCAGUAAUGAUAACCGAGAUUAUAGUCAACUCAUCUCUUAUUUGGGAAUUUAUUUUCAAAUAAGAGACGAUUACGCAAAUCUUAAGUCACUUCAGUACGAAGAAAACAAGAGUUAUUGUGAAGACUUAACUGAAGGCAAAUUUUCAUUCCCUAUCAUUCAUGGCAUACAAACUCAACCCAAGGAUUCAACUCUAUUGAAUAUUCUUCGACAGCGAACCAAAAACGUUGAGCUCAAGAAAUAUGCGGUUCAGAAGUUAGAAGAGUUCGGAUCUUUCAUUCACACACUGAAAACAUUAGAAGAAAUCAAUGGAAAAGCGAGGCAUGAAUUGGAAGCAUUGGGUGGUAAUCCACUUCUGUUACAAUUAUUGGAUUUUCUUAAAAUUAUUUAAAUCAUAUUAUUUAUGUUUUUCUAAAUAUUUAAAUAU
Molecule: messenger RNA, 1024 nt
Organism: Oppia nitens
Lineage: Eukaryota; Metazoa; Arthropoda; Arachnida; Sarcoptiformes; Oppiidae
Gene: qm
Product: geranylgeranyl pyrophosphate synthase-like
Exons: 7
Coding region: 38-988 (316 amino acids)
Biological process (GO): isoprenoid biosynthetic process
Molecular function (GO): prenyltransferase activity
Source: RefSeq, a predicted model, not a curated record